Messenger RNA from Trichoplax adhaerens, 3117 nucleotides. RefSeq lists its product as uncharacterized. The transcript is spliced from 31 exons. Lineage: Eukaryota; Metazoa; Placozoa; Uniplacotomia; Trichoplacea; Trichoplacidae. The record is from RefSeq and is a predicted model, not a curated record. Bases 1 to 3117 code for a protein of 1038 amino acids. Gene Ontology annotation, biological process: mitotic sister chromatid cohesion. Gene Ontology annotation, cellular component: chromosome. Gene Ontology annotation, molecular function: ATP binding; ATP hydrolysis activity; double-stranded DNA binding.
AUGUAUAUUAAACAGGUUAUUAUUCAAGGAUUUCGUAGCUAUCGUGAUCAGACUAUUAUUGAACCAUUUAGCUCAAAGAACAAUGUGAUAGCUAUUCAAUUUGUUUUAAGCGAUGAAUUUAGUCACUUAAGACCGGAACAAAGACAACAGUUACUACAUGAGGGCACAGGUCCUCGGGUUGUAUCGGCUUUCGUUGAAAUUGUCUUUGACAAUUCCGAUGGUAGAAUUCCGAUUGAAAACGAUGAAGUCAGAAUUCGACGCGUUAUUGGAGCUAAAAAAGAUCAAUAUUAUCUAGAAAAAAAGAAUGUUACUAAAACUGACGUGAUGAAUUUGCUGGAAAGUGCUGGUUUUUCGCGCAGUAAUCCAUACUACAUAGUCAAACAGGGAAAGAUAAACGAACUUGCAAUCGCCCCAGACUCACAACGUUUGAAACUUCUUCGUGAAGUUGCUGGAACUCGUGUAUACGACGAGCGCAGAGAAGAAAGCAAAAUCAUCCUUCAAGAAACUGAGGGUAAAAGAGAGAAAAUUAAUGAACUUUUACAAGAUAUUGAACAGAGAUUACAUACCUUAGAAGAAGAAACCAAGGAACUGAAAGAAUUCCAAGAACUUGAUCGCACUAAGCGGUCGUUGGAAUAUACAAUCUAUGAUAAAGGCCUACGAGAAGCUCAGAGUAAGAUAAAACAUCUGGAAGUAAAACAUCAAGAGUUUGCAGACACUGCAAAUACUCAAAAAGCUAGCAUGGCAAAACUAGCAAAUAAGAUUGAGGAAUAUGAAGCGGAAGUACAAUCCACUACGCAAAAAAAGGAAAUUUUAGUAAAUGAACAGCAAGACUUAUAUGAAGAGAGACAAGAAUUAAUCAAGAAAAGAACAAAUCUGGAACUCGAUGUAAGCGAUUUGACGGACAGUGUUCAAAAUGACCGUUCUGUUCAAGAGAGCAGCAAGAGCGAAUUGCAACAGCUGCAGUUAACAAUCACAAAUACUGAGACAGAAUUAAACAAGUUGGUACCAACUUAUGAAAGUCACAGGGAAAAUGAACAGAAACUUACAUCCAGGCUAAGGAUGUGUGAACAGCUUCUGUCACAGAUAUACGCGAAGCAAGGUAGAGGUACUGCGUAUAAAUCGAAAGAAGAAAGAGAUGCAUGGAUUAGCAGGGAAAUGAAGCAACUGCAAAAAUCUCUUACUGACAAGAAGUCCGAGAUGGCUGCAGCUUUAGAUAUUGUGCAGAAGGCACAAAAUUCUUUAGCUGGUAUUGAAGCUGAAGUGGAGGGUUGUAUCAAUGUACGGCUUUUCCAUGUCAUUGUUGACACAGAUCGCACGGCUGCACAAAUUUUAAAUCAUUUUAAUCAUAUGAAACUACCAGGAGAAAUUUCGUUCAUGCCUUUAAAUAAGCUUAUUUCCAAAGACAUCCAAUACCCUGAUUCUACGGAUGCGGUUCCGAUUAUACAUAGGUUGGAAUGUGAAGAUAAAUUUAAACCUGCGCUAAAGCAAGUUUUCGAUAAAACCCUUUUAUGUCGUAAUAUCGAAUACGCUUCAAAAAUUGCCAAGGAGAAUGACUUGGAUUGCGUAACGUUAGAAGGGGAUCAAAUUAGUCGAAGAGGUGCUCUGACUGGUGGAUAUCACGACGAACGAAUCUCUAGAUUAACUCUACAACACAAGAUUUGGCAGCUACAAGACGAUCUUGACAAGCAAACAUACGAACGUCAACGGCUAGAUAUUCGUGCAAAUCAAACGAAACGCGAAUCGUAUUAUCAGGAUAUCAAGUCCAAGAAGGAUAAAGUUAAGGUAUUGGAAACGGAUAUCCAGGAAAUUAGUACGAACCUGCGAUCUUUACAAUCAGAAAUUGGUACUGAUCUUGCUUCUCAGUUAUCCGAUAAUGAUCGACAGGAGGCUGAAAAAUUAAAUAACGAAGUACAAGAGUUGAAACGCCGACUGAUUGAUGCUGUUAGAAACCGUACUUCGCUUGAAAGCAAGAAAAAUGAAUUAGAUUAUUUGCUCCACAGUAAUUUAAUAAGAAGACAACGUGAACUUCAGCAGCAAAUGGAAGAGAUUACGAUUGAAGACCAUGAAAUGCAGCUGGACCAUGUUGAAAAGGAGCUGUCCCGUGUGAAACAAAAUAUUGCGAAAGCUUCGAAAAGGCUAGAAGAGCUGUCAUCUCUAAUCGAAACUAAUACGAAGCAUUUGGAGGAUACUGCAAAUGAGCUGGACGAUCUUAAGAAAUCUGAUAGGAUAGAAAAAGAAAGAUUUGAGGGAAUAUCUAAGAAAGCUGAAAAGUGGACAAACAAGAGUAUCAGCCUACAAAGAGAUGUUGAAGAAUAUUCACAAAAAAUUAGCGCAUUAGGAGUCUUGCCUGCUGAUGCUUUUGAUAAAUAUCAAGAAGUUCCAAUGAAGAUUUUAUGGAAGAAAUUAAGUGAAUGCAAUGAUGGCUUGAAGAAAUACGAACACGUUAAUAAAAAAGCUUUGGACCAAUAUGUAAACUUUUCUCAGGAAAAAGAGAAGUUGAUGAAGCGCAAAGAUGAAUUAGACAAAGGUCAUGAGGCUAUUAUUGAACUUAUGGAAGUACUUGAACUGCGUAAGCACGAAACUAUACAAUUCACAUUUAAGCAGGUUUCACAUUAUUUCUCUGAAGUUUUCAAGGAACUUGUACCAAAUGGUAAAGCAAACCUUCUUAUUCGACGAAAUAUCGGCACUGACUCGGAAUCUCAAUCUCAGUCUCAAACUAGCUCUGGAAGUCAAUCUAUAGAGCAUUUCACCGGAGUCGGAAUAGAGGUCAGUUUCACAGGACUUGCUGCCGAAACUUGUGAAAUGCAACAGUUAUCAGGUGGCCAAAAAUCAUUAGUCGCACUCGCUAUGAUCUUCGCUAUCCAAAAAUGUGAUCCAGCUCCGUUUUAUUUGUUCGAUGAGAUUGACCAAGCUCUAGACUCACAGCAUCGGACUGCAGUAGCAAAUAUGCUCAGAAAGCUAGCCGAAAAAGCUCAAUUUAUUACAACGACUUUUAGGCCAGAAUUAGUGCAAUCGGCUGAUAAAUUCUAUGGAGUUCGAUUCCGUAAUAAAGUUAGUCAUAUCGAUGCGAUUUCAAAGGAAGAAGCGCUGCAAUUCAUUGUUGGCGACGACGACUAA